GGUGGGGUGGGGUGGGGGUGGGGUGGGGACCAGAAGUUGCCGCGGAUGCCCUGAAUGCAGCAGCAGUUCGGAUGCUCUGUGGCUGGAGUCCGGCUUUCGCUUCGCUCCGCUCCGCUCCGCGGCCGCCGCCCGCCGGCGGUCUGCCCGGAUGGCCAAGAUCAGAGUGGCUUACGACUACUCCGAAGCCGAGGACAAAAGUAUCAGACUCGGGCUGUUCCUCAUGGUGUCGGGCAUCGUGUCCCUGUUCGUGUUGGGCUUCUGUUGGCUGAACCCCGCGCUGCACAACAUGCAGUGCAAAGCCGCCAACUGCUCGGUGGUCUCUCUGCAGCAGAUCGGGGAGAUGUUCGAGUGCACUUUCACCUGCGGGGCGGAUUGCAAAGGCACCUCUCUGUACCCCUGCCUCCAGAUCUUCGUCAACAACUCCGAAUCCAACAGCAAAGCCCUGCUCCAUUACGACGAGCAGCAACUCAUUCUGAACCCCAAGUGUUCCUUCAUUCCUCCCUGUGAAAGAGACAAUCAGAAAAACUCUGAAAUCGUCAUGAGUUGGCACGAAUACUGGAGGGAUGAAAUUGGCUCCCGGGAUUUUAUUUGUUACAUUAACCAGCACCGAAGACCUGAUGAUGCACUACUGAAGCGUGUUCAUGAUGAAAAUGUUCUCCUGCACUGUGUCCUCUGGCCUCUCCUCACUCUCUUGGUGGGUGUCCUGAUCGUGCUGCUCACUGUCUGUGGUAAGAGCCUUGCUAUUCGAGCAGAGACAAUGCAAAAGAAGAAGUGCUCCUAGUGAGAAGACUUACAAUUAAUGGCAUCAAACGUCAUUGCAAUAGCUAUCUAAUCAGUAGUGCAUUCAAAGGGAAAUCUUUGACUACAAAGACCUGAAAUUACUUUGCUCGACUGUUGAUUUUUAAAGUUCUAUGCUGAUUUAAGCUUCCGGGAAGAGUAAAACUGAUUGAUUGCAAAAGCUUUGGAUUUAUCAUGAGAAGACUACUGAAUUAUUAUAUUUUUUAAAAAGCAGACGUAAUGUAGCUUAAGCCUUGUGGUUUUUGAAUAUAACUUUCCAAGGUCCCAGAAUAUACAAUGCAACCCCAUAUAACUGUCAGUAAAAGCACACAAACUCUCUGCUGUUCAAAACCAGUCGAAUAAUGAAGCUGUACUUUAUAAUGCUGUAAAGAUGCAAUUGUCAAUAAAAAAUAGUUUAAAUAUUGGAAAAUAAAGUCUCUUGAAGACCUAGAA
Callorhinchus milii (elephant shark) is the source of this 1230-nucleotide messenger RNA. RefSeq names its product calcium-activated potassium channel subunit beta-4. Lineage: Eukaryota; Metazoa; Chordata; Chondrichthyes; Chimaeriformes; Callorhinchidae. The record is from RefSeq and is a predicted model, not a curated record. The coding region runs from base 149 to 781 and encodes 210 amino acids. Gene Ontology annotation, cellular component: membrane; voltage-gated potassium channel complex. Gene Ontology annotation, molecular function: potassium channel regulator activity; calcium-activated potassium channel activity. Gene Ontology annotation, biological process: detection of calcium ion; potassium ion transport. The transcript is spliced from 3 exons.